Malurus melanocephalus (red-backed fairy wren) is the source of this 1122-nucleotide messenger RNA. It is a transcript of the gene A4GALT, whose product is annotated as alpha 1,4-galactosyltransferase (P blood group). Gene Ontology annotation, biological process: protein O-linked glycosylation. The record is from RefSeq and is a predicted model, not a curated record. Lineage: Eukaryota; Metazoa; Chordata; Aves; Passeriformes; Maluridae. The transcript has a single exon. Gene Ontology annotation, molecular function: acetylglucosaminyltransferase activity.
UCAGAAGAGCAGGCUCUGGCUGGAGAGAGAAGGCUCAGGAUGCCCAGCUGCCUCCUAACACUGACCAGAGUGGUGCUGAGCCACAAGCCCUGGRCUCUGUUURUCCUCAUCUUUAUGUUCGUGUCCUUCGCCUACAUCAAGUUGUACUGGAGGAUCUGGGAGAACCCAAAGAACAUAGACUACUCCUACACCUUGUCUGCUGAAAGCAGCUGUGCACAUUCUGUGCCUUCUUCCCACAGCAUUGCUGCUGGGCCCUCUCCUUCCMCAGGGAAUGUGUUUUUUGUGGAGACGUCGGAGAAAAUUAACCCCAGUUAYCUGUUCUCAUGCUCUGUGGAGUCAGCGGCCAGGACACACCCAGGGUCAAGAGUUGUGGUGCUCAUGAAAGGCUUGGCCAGUGCGAAUACCUCCUUACCUGAGCACUGGGCUUUUUCCUUGCUGAGAUGCUUCCCCAAUGUGGAAAUCCGGCCCCUCGACCUGACAGAGCUCUUUUCUGGAACACCUCUAAAAAAGUGGUACUUGUGGCCUCUGCGACACUGGGAGCCUCAUUUUGUACCCGUUCUUUCUGAUGCCUGCAGGAUUGUCCUCAUGUGGAAGUUCGGUGGCAUCUACCUGGAUACAGACUUCAUUGUGCUUAAGAACUUGGAAAACCUCACCAAUGCUAUUGGGAUCCAGGAUGAGGAUGUACUGAAUGGGGCCUUUUUGUCCUUUAAGCCCAAGCACGAAUUCAUGGAGCUUUGCAUGCAGGACUUUGUACAGAAUUACAAUGGAUGGGUUUGGGGGCACCAGGGCCCAGAGCUCGUAACUCGUGUCUUCAAGAAGUGGUGCUCCCUCAAGACUAUCACRAGCAUGAGCUGUAAAGGUGUGCAUGCUCUUGCCCCAGAAGCUGUUUACCCUAUUCCCUGGCAGGACUGGAGGAAGUUGUUUGAGUCCAUCAGUGUCUUGGAGCUUCACAAGCUCCUUGAGAACAGCUAUGCAGUGCACAUAUGGAAUAAAUUGAGUCACGGGACCAAGUUAGAGGUCCCCUCUCAGGCUCUGCUGGCUCAGCUCUAUUCCCAGUUCUGYCCUGCCACCUAUGCAAAGAUGAAGCAGGAUGCUGAAGAGUGAUCAAUGCGUGCAGUGUGA